Porites lobata is the source of this 12258-nucleotide messenger RNA. The record is from the annotation of a GenBank genome assembly. NCBI's taxonomy places the organism in Eukaryota, Metazoa, Cnidaria, Anthozoa, Scleractinia, Poritidae.
AUAGGUUAUAUUUAGAGCUUCAAGGGUUUGAGUGGGAAAGAAGAAUUACCUUUUUUGCAUCAUUCUUUGGUGUUACAGCAAACAGCUAUCCUGGAAUCAUCAAGUCUGCGAACAAGGUUUGAUUAAUCUCUUCAGGUUCUUUACAGCUUUGAGCCAGGAAGCUUUCGUAGACGCCCUGAAAAGUGUCCUUAAUUCUAGAGCUGGUCGUUCAUUUCCGUGUACGACCAAGCAGACCCCUUACUUACAACAUGUCAAAGUGAUUACGCAGAUAGUUUUUUUUAAACUCUUCCUAUCAGCUUCCAACAUGUUCCAGUAGUUUGAUGUCAUGGAUCAGGAAUAACCUUUGGUUUGCUGUUGCUACAAAAACGGGCUAGACAUUGAAUGCUGAUCACUCCAACCCAUGGAUUACUGACUGGUUAUACUGCUGUUGCAUUCCUGAUUUUAAUACUUUUGGUUACGUUCUCACUUGCUGUGCAGGUCCAUGUAGUUCUUGAUUUUGUUUAUGCUCUAUUUACACCAUUUUUUUGUGCCUCCCUCCUGUUUUACCAGCGUACAGCCUUUUAAAACCCAAUCACUUCUAAGCCCCACUAGUUGUAUAAGAUUGUGUGGAACUUUUGUAGCAGAGGGAGUGUUGGGGAAAAAAUUAUGAUAUUAGGGAGGCCCUGUUAGGGUAGAAUUCUGACAAGGCCUCGAGACAGCGACAUAAGACAAGAUAAAAUGGCGACAAAUGACAUAAAGAUUGGUUAUAUACCGACAGGGACAUGGCCUACUCCUCAACACAUGAAACGACCAUUAUUUAAAAUUAGGAUCAGAGAUGUACUUACUCCAUCUAAGAGGGCCUCAUGAAACUGACAGCGUAGUGUGAUGUGACAUUUAUUAGUAGUUGAUGGAUGCUCCAGAAAGAAGAAAGAGGUCAUUGACAAAAUCUGGAUUGGGUCUGAUUAGAUCAGCCCUCUUCGUCCUCCUCCUCCCUGGGGGGUGAGGGGUGGGGGUACGGAAGGAAUUUUGGGGGCGGAAUGUGCACUGGGACCCCAGAACACUUAGUCUAUACCAGACCCAGCCCAGCUGAAUUUGGCUCUCUUAUACUAGACACUAAACUUAACUCCCAAAACCGUUCCCUUUCCGAGAGUCGUUAUAAUUUUCCAGAAACCACUGAGAUCAACACUUUCUUUGCUAUUAAACUGAAGCGCAGGUAAAUUAAAUUUGCAAUUUCAUUGUUUUUUUUGUUAGUGUCAAUUCCUGGUUUCCCUAGAUAAAAACUUCAACCAGUUGAUCAGUUUCCUGGAAAAUGAUACCCUAUUCUAGACCAAAAGUAUCUGUUUUCUGUAUCCUUUCCCAGACUAAACUCAGGGUUGUCACUAAGAUUUCAAGUUGCAGGGUAAAUACAACAAGUAGGCGGUGAAUCAAACAGCUAGCGAUUUCUUUUGGUUCUAUUAUUCUUUUGUUUUCCUUGGAAAGUAGCUGGGGGCCAUGUUCAUAGUAGCCGGGGGAAAUCUCUGGCCCCCGGCUCUUAAUGACAGCCCUGCUAAACUGCUCGAAAAUCAUACCCUUCACAGCAGCACAUCAACCUAUAUAGUUAAUUCAUGGCAGUAACCAACCCCUCCCCCCCUGCCUCCUGUGAUCAACCGUGUAACCCUAUCCCUAACCUUUUGUCAUUUAGUAAGUUAGAGGUGUUGAUCCAAUCUGGUCUGAUCCAGUUGACAAUGCCUCCAGAAUGAUGGACUCCAGCUGCUAUGGGCUAUCACUAGGGCCCUCUUCGGGGGGGAGAGGUGGGGUACAUAUGUCCAUUGUCUAAACUGCAAAAACUGUCAUUUGGCGUAUUACGGUGGAGGCCAAUAAUGUCCCUGCCAUCACUAUUGCAGUUUCAUCCCAUCUUUAUGUCAUUUGUCACCAUUUCAGCUGUCUUGUGUUGCUGUUUCAAGGCUAUGUUGUUUGUCAAAAUUUUAACCUAACAGGGUCUCAUCCAUCCUCUGAGACCCAGGGGCAGUCAUUCGGGCUGGGAGGUGCGACGAAAGUUUUCAAGCACAGGCGGAAGAGCCCCUUGGUACCGAUUUUCACCGGACCAUUUCCAAACAGUCAAGCAAAUGCUGGCUCCUGGUUGGGCUCCUAAAAUGCUUUGUAUUAUAGUGCCCAGUUGGCGAACAGCAUCUCCUGAUUUUUUUUCAUGAGUUUGUACGCAAUGGCUAUUGUCUCACCAUACUUGUCCGGUUUGUUCACCAAGGUUAUGCGUGCAACUGACUGACUGCCCCUUUGUCUCCGAGGAUGGGUCUCAUCACUAAUUUUGCUUGACUAAUUAUAAGUCUUCAUUUCCAGAUCAUGGCCAAACACUGGACCCCUCUGGAAUGUUUAUCUGACAUGAUAAAUCAGGAAACUGCUAAUAAAGGUAUUCUCACAGGUGUUCCUGUUUAGUGUAUUUACUUUUCAGUAUCAGAAGCCUCUCCUUAAAUACAUGUAUCAACAUAUAAAAAUUCCGGUUUGACCAGGAAGACAAAGAGCCACUUAGUGGAUGUGCUAUUCCUAUCUCUUUCCUAUAGUUUUCUUGUGAAAUACAUAUUGUAUAAUCCCUGUAGCUGACAUGCAGAGAAUGUUCAAACAAGCUUCUUAGGAACAGCUAAUAGGAUGAAGAUCUGAAUAUUCACAAUGAAUUUUUUUGUACUUUUUUAUCACCUCAUUAGAUGAAAAACUAAAACUGGCCCUUGUGGUUGUAAACAUGCCUCUUGGUGGAAUGGCUGACAAGUUUUUUCACCUUUGGAAUACUGGUAAGACUAAGUGCUCUUCAACUUAUUAAUCUGUUUUUAACCUGAUCCCUGAUGGAUGUGCACAUCAUAGGUGUGGUCUAGGACUCUGGGGUUUCGCGUUAGAUUCACUACCACUACCUAUACUUUAACUUAACAAUUAAUGAAUGAGGCUGAGUAUCUUAUGAAGAAUUAUGCAGAUUGAGAAGAGGUUUUAUCAGAUAAGACCCUCUGAGAUCUCCAUAAUUCUUCAUAUGAUACGAAAGGCAAAUUCAGUAAUUGUUUUAUUAUUCAUUCAAAAUAAUUCUUAGUUUAAAAACAUAGCUAAAACAUGCUUGGUGUACAUUUAGAGUUGUUCAGCUCCUCAAAUAUUCUCCAAAUAGUAGAUAUCGCCCUUCGAGUUGUCUUCUUGCUGUUCUUGCCAUGUUUUUAGCUAUUAUUUUGCCUAGUUCUUACUCUUGAAAUGAGUGAAAUGUCUGCCAUUUUGUUUUCUCAAACAAAACAACUCAACCUGGUCCCCAGGCCUUCUCAGUUAACGGUGCAUUAGCCUGCAAGAAAGCAGCACUUUUGACGUCAUCGGUUCAUUGAACGCAAAAUUCUUCCAAAUUUGGUCAUCAGUAGCUGGUUAUGGUGAAUUAUGCAUUGCUUUUAGCCAAUCAGAAUCAGGGAAAUAUUUUGAAUGAAUAAUAAUAGAACCUAACUGCUGUGAUGAUAUUUCCACCACUGCUGCUACAUUGUAGACAAGACAAGACAAGACAAUGCUUUAUUUGUAUCACCACAAACACACUACCACCGCCUCUAUAUACUUAUACUGCUGUUGCAGUGCUACUACUACACUUCUUCUGCUCAAAAUGUUGAGCUCACUUGCACAUGCAUGAUGAGUUUUCUCCAUUUGUCCCUCUGUUCCGUAAUUAAGGGUGACCAGUGUCAAAUUCUAACUGUAUAGGUAAAUGUGUGCUGGGCAAUCCAUGGUUGUUUUCCAUCAGAGAUGGACAAGCAUCCCUCCUCUCCAAACCCCACAAAUUCUGCUCUUGCAUCACCACUGGUUCAAAAUUUAUCCUUUCAUGCAGCUAAGCACAGUUCAAAAUAAGGUUUUGAGCCUGUAAGAUGAAGUAAAGUUUUCCAGCUUACAACCUUGGACUCUUUUGCAGUUGAGCAAAAGGUUAUUUUCUCCUGUCAGCCAAUUUCAGAGAAAUGGGGGUUUCUUCACCCAUUUAUUUUAUUUUAUUAGCUUUGCCAUGACUAAAAUAAGUAAUACAAACAACUGUACAAAAUUCGAAUGGAAGUGAUUAACAUUCAGUGAUAAAAAGUAAGAAGAAUAUUAAUAGUAUUUUACGUUAAAAUUUAUAGUAUAUAAAUAUGCAUAGCUUCAUGUAGGGUGGGAGGGGGGGGACACAACAACAAGUGCCAGUUUCUGUGGACCCAUUCUCAUACCUUUAGGCAUCUGUUUUAGGCCAAGAAGCCUUCUAAAAGCCAUCAUUUUGAUAGCUCGAUGACACAUACUUACCUUAGCUAUCUGCACACCAUAAUGUCUCACACUUUUGCAGCUAGUGUAAGGGCCUGUACAGAUGGAGGUGCCAAUCAAGUGUUUAGUACAGUUGGUGAGCAAUGUGAAAGGUGCGAGGUUACUUUAAUGUGCUGCAGCACUUUAACUCUUUAAACCCAAGGAUGCAUGAUCAACAUCCGUUUUUCCCUUAACAUUAUCACUACAUAAUCAGGAGAAAAGGUUAUGAGAAUUUUUUAAAUGAUCACCAAAGAGGAAAUGUUUUUAAGAGGGUCAUGUAACAGCUACUCAGAAGAGAAGUCACCAAUGGUGCAUUUCCCUGACCCCAAACAAUACUAAAACAAUUGGAAGAAUGACAAUUGUCAUUUUUUCCUAAGACCAAUUAGGAGAGACCUUACGAGCAGCUCCUAUACUACUCUUUUAAGAUUGGGCCUAAAAGGGUUCAUUAAUUAUCCAACUCUUUUCAAGGGAUGAGCAUUUUAGAAAGUCAUAAAAAAUAUUAAUUUUAUACUCUUUAAUUGACUCUACUCUCCCCUUAGUUUAGUAACUCAAAGAAGCAAAAUAGCUGGAAGUUAUGUCAAAAUCACCUUUGAGUGUUAAUCUGGUGACCUUGUAAGUGGUACAGAGAUCGUAGUCCCGGGGGAGUGGGGACUCCGCAUGUGAAAGGGGUGGGGAUGCUCUUCGUCUUGCUUAGGGGUGUAAAUUUCGGAUUUUGGUCUCACUUAGGGUGUUCAUACGCCAUCAUAUUUAGCUGUGAAGGUCUAGUUUAGGAUUGAACGCGAACAAAUAUAAAAAUAUAUCAAAAGGUUGAGUUUGAUCGUCCGGGUGAGCGUAGUCCUGAAUAGGACUGUUGUUGUUGACAGUGACUGAUGUUUCGACAACCUGUGCGGUAGUCAUCUUCAGAGUCAAAGUGAGUUGUAUCACGUCAGUUGAUGGUAUUAUACUCUGGUUAUUGAUCUGUUUGGUCAAUUAUGUCGCGAUGUUAUUGGUCGUCUGUCAGUUAAGCCGUGAUGUUAUUGGCUAUGAAGACUCGUAAUCAGUGAUAGGUGGGUUUCGAUCCGUCUAUUGUCACAGUUAAACCCCGGAGUUAAACAGUCGUCUAUUGUUAGUCAAAUUGUCAGUUCUCCAGUUGUUCUCUCGUAGUAAGUUUUACUUGAUCUCGUCAAUAAGUCGUUUGUACGGCGCUGGUAACUGUUGGCUACGAUUCAGUGACGUUUGUUCUAAGUUAGUAAAGCAGCUUUCUAAAGUAAGACGUCGAUAGUAGUCUGUAGAGUACGUUAUACAUGUCGCAGAGUCCCAGUCAAUUUGAUGUUUCGUCUUUAAAUGGUGCUCAGCAAUGUGAUUGUUGACGUCACCAUUCCUCGUCGCGCGCUUAGGUUUCUGCCGGUUUCACCAAUGUAAGAAGCCUGGCAGUCGCAGCAUUUGAUCUUGUAUACUGCUUCCUGUCUGUCCUCCGGUUUGUCUUUGUCCUUGACAUUAGUAAGCAUCACGGCUUAACUGACAGACGACCAAUAACAUCGCGACAUAAUUGACCAAUCAGAUCAAUAACCAGAGUAUAAUACCAUCAACUGACGUGAUACAACUCACUUUGACUCUGAAGAUGACUACCGCACAGGUUGUCGAAACGUCAGUCACUGUCAACAACAACAGUCCUAUUCAGGACUACGCUCACCCGGACGAUCAAACUCAACCUUUUGAAAUGACUCCUGGGUUCAAACCUUUCACAAUAAAAAUAUAUAUUUAUAAAUAUUUGAUAUUUAUAUUUUUAAUACGUUUUAUUUACUCCAUUCAUAUAAUCCAAGUUUUCUCAUUUGUCUGUGUUUUAACAUGGUCUCUUUUAGGGGUCACAAAAAGCUUGGGCCACGCCCAGAUCGGUCUCCUUUAGGGGUUUAUUUCAAAAUUUCCGACGAGCAUCCCCACCCCUUUCAUAUGCCAAGUCUCCCCCCCCGGCGAUCGUAGUUCCAUACAGGUUGCUUGGUCAUUUUUAGCUGUCUUUACAAUAAAUCAUUUAUGCUUAAAGGCCUAAAGAGCGCUUGUAAAACCACAAACCUUAAUUAAUUCCCCCUUAACGCUAGAAACAGUGUACUAUUGAAUGGUUGUCUUUCAUGUCAUAUAGGUACCUUCCAGACUAUAUCAAUGGAGACUUUGACUCAAUAACAGCGGAUGUAUCAAACUUCUACAAGGAAAAGGUAGGGUAUAUCGUAAGAGAGGGGGUUCUAACCGUUACUCGACUAAAGCUGCUGGUAGUGAAUUGGGCUACAGCCACAUCAAAGACACGAAAUAAAUCUUACUGCCAACAUUAAAAAAGCCGGAAAAAAAAAGACAGUCGACUUUUCGCGAUGCAACCCACUGGUCUCCGGGGAAACAGUGAUGGUUUCGCGUGAUGUCGGCUGUUUUUCCCAGGCUGGCAUCAAAGAAAAGUUUAAUCUGUCAACAAGGAGCCUUCGUUUCUUUAUCUUCUGAAAACGUUGUGUGCAUCAUAAAAGAGAAAUUUCUCUUACUUGUAUUACUGCAUAGAGGAGGGUGUUGGAUAACACCCUCCCAGAUCUCCAUGAUUCUUCAUAUGAUACGAAAGUCGAAUUCAAUAAUUGUUUUAUUAUUCAUUCAAAAUAAUUCCUAGUUUAAAAACAUAGCUAAAACAUGCUUACCUCCAUCGAUGUUAAGUUCAUCUUCGAUAGUGCACGUUUAGGGUUGUUCAGCUCCGCAAAUAUUCUUCAAGUAGCAGAUGUCGCCCUUCUAGUUCUCUUUUUGCUGUUCUGGCCACGUUUCUAGCUAUUACUUCGCCUAGUUCUUAUUCUUGAAACGAGUGAAAUGUCCGCCAUUUUUGUUUUCACAACCAAAACAACUCAACCUCGUCCCGAGGUCUUCUCGGUUAACGGUGCAUUAACCUGCAAGGAAGCUUCACUUUGACGUCAUCGGUUGAUUAAUUGCAAAAUUCUUCCAAAUUUGGACAUCAGUAGCUGGUUACGGUGUAUUAUGCGUGUGCUUUUAGCCAAUCACAAUCGGGGAAAUAUUUUGAAUGAAUAAUAAUGCUCCCUAUUGGCUGAAGCAAAUUUCCCUCGUGGCACGACCAAUCAGAAGCACUACCCAGAUCUAGGUUAGUGACACGUCAUCAGUAUGGAUUUCUGUGCUCGUUUCCUCAGAAGUCAUUUCGCGGGAAAACCAGUGGUGACGUAGCAAAAUGUCGGCUGUUGUCUCCAUAAAUCUUUCUUGUCAUUUUUCCAGGGUGUAGAAAUGAUUCCUACCCCGGAUCAGGAUGAAACCGAUCUCACCAAAUGCCUGAGACUUUUGAUGAAUAAAGGAAACUUUAACCAGGUUUGUAAAUAGAAAAAAAGUAAAACAACUACAGCUGAGCCUCUAUUUGCAGCCACUUACCUUUCUCCAGAAGGUGGCUGUUAGAAGUUCCACAGAACUUGGUACUGAAGACCGACUUCCGGGUGACUCAUAAUUUAGCUUCCACUCUGUCCACGUACGUCUAUGAUUUGGUGUCAUACAAAAAGGGCAGGAAGUUCCCUUCUGGGUUAUACAUACCGACCAACCACAUACAGAGCAACCGGGAAAGGCAGGCUUCCUCGACAGAGUCUAACACCCCUGCAGUGUAUCCUCUUUUAAUUCGACAAGGAAAGACGAACGAGGCAAGUCCAAAGCCACGGUCGUCGGUCUUAAUCAGAACGACGGUAACCAUUAAGGCCUUAUUCGUUGGAUCUGCCGGAGGUUAAAACCUGUCACCUCUCUCUCAGUAGAUCGACGUUAAACUAUUGUUUUAUAAAUAGCCAAUUGUUUCGCCUCUUACCAGUUGGGAUUCUUAACCACGUUAACGGCUGUAUACAUUUUUACAUCUUACAUUUUGAAUUUUUACAUUUUCACGUUUUACAUUUUGAAUUUUUUCAGUGUUAAGUCAUCCCUGAAACACCCCUCGAAGAAAGAGGAUAACUAAGCAUAUUUUUAUAUUCAUUGUAAACGCAGUGUUAAUAUGACUUUGUUUUAUGUUUUCAGUUUGACCAGGUUGUUGUUAUAAACGCCUUUGGAAAGCGGCUUGACCAGACCAUUGCGAACAUCGAGACUCUGUUCCACAUGACAAAGAUCACAGAUAAGCCCAUUUAUUUGAUGUCUGAGGAAUCAAUAGCUUGUCUUCUGUUACCGGUAUGGGUGCUUAUUUGUUAUUGUUGUGCUGAAGGGUUAGAAACUUAUAGUGUGACUGUUUUGCUGACCGAUGAAAGCAUGUUGUCGCUGUAGAGUGAACAAGACAUUAUGAAAUACAGUGGGACCUCUUCGUGUGUGACAAACCAAUGACGCCAUGGUCGGGUGGUCGCUGACAAAAAGUGGUAGCACCAAGAAAAGUACUGCUUAAAACGAGCCUUUCUUGUGGGUCAUUUUGUUCUCAAAUUCCCGGCAAGCAAACCUUUACGACAUGGUCGACCAACCAUCAUAAAGAAAUCGUACCCGAGUACUCCCUCUGCAGAAUACAGUGCUCACAAGAGAGAUACAGAUUGGGGUUUAAAUCAGUCUGGGACUGGGCUUAAUUUUAUGUGUACAGUUUAUCAAACUGUCGGUUGAGAAACGACGUAUUUCAAAACUGAUAGCCGUUAGUUAAGCACCGUGCAAACGGACGCAGCAUUGGUAGCCAACAACUCCCAACAUUGUUGGAUGUUACAUGUUGCGUCCGUUUACACACCCUGUCGCAUGUUGUUGCGCAAAGUUUGAAACCGGUCAAACGUUUAGCUACGUGCAAACAGAUGCAGCAGCUCCCAACAUUGUUGGCACAACAAUGUUGGGAGUUAAUGCAUCCGUUUGCACCUUGCUGUUAGACCUGUAAUAUUUGACAAGUACGCGCACUACUUCCUCGCUGCAUUCUCCUUAGAUGUACCUUUGUGGCCUAAAAUAGCAUGUUUUAGUCCUCUUUAGCGUAAGAACGUAUUAAAAUGGAGCGAGAUUCCCUUAUUGACAAGUCUUAAGCUUUUCUUUAACAAAACGCGCGAAUUUGCUCAAGUAACUGAGGUCUUAAUAACAGGUUCGGUCUGUUGCGCGCGCAUAACUUAUGAUGAUUCGAUUUCUUUUAGGGAAAACACGUGAUUCAUGUGAAUACUGGUUUAGAAGGAGACUGGUGUGGACUGUUACCCAUAGGUGCCAAAUGCACGCACAUCACUACGACUGGCCUCAAGUGGAAUCUAAGUAGGUUAUGAUUCUCAGGCUAUGUACACAUUAGAGACCUUAAGAUCGAGGAUUGGUCAUUUUACUGCAAACGACAAACUGCGGUUUGCGGUUAACGGUUUCACGUUACCCGUCUGGCCAUAUUUGGGACUUGAGAUGCUCGGGUGGUAGCUCGCGGCUGCUACCAUGUUUGUAUUCAGUCAUUCACUUACUUCUAUUUUAGCCAAGAAAUUGUGUUCAGAAUUAUGUUGUUUGGAAAUAUAAUUUGAUAAUCAAUUAACAAAAGAGUUGUAAAAAGUAGUAUUUUUUCUCAAACGUGGGAUUGUGAUCUUUUGGGGUGCAAAAAACUUUUCCGUCAAUCACUUGCCUCUGGAGCGCGGUUCAGCCGUACAAGCGUGAACCUCAAACUGCAAACCUGACGGCAAGGCCCUAGUCACAUGACUUCUUGACGUUCCGCGCGGUUCGCGGGUAAUUCUGGAAAACCACAAUCUAUAGCUCUUGCGCCAAUAUGAAAGCCAUACCGGAUAGGGCUUCUGUUCACAUAUACGAACGGUGAUUUCGGCGCAAUUUCUGUAACGGAGCGAAGCUGUGCCGCACCGAUCUCGAAAGUGGAGUGUCACAACUUGGACAAGUUCUGUGCCACACUUUGGUGAAGUGUCAACACGUAUUCGGACUGUACCGGAAGUGAAUAAGUAGGAGCGAGGACUGGAAUCCACUGAGACGGAAGUAAAUAUUCAGGAGUGAGGACUGGGAUUUAGUGCACCAAACCCUCUCGGCCAGCCGCCCAAGUUCUGUUCCAGUUAUCUGCCGUUACUGUUCACACUAUGCUGGAUAGGUUUUCGUGUCGGCAAGAAAUGCUAUCCGGUACGAUGUGAACGCAGCCUCAAACAGGAUUGUACGUAAAUGCUAUUGGGAUUAAAAUACCAUCAUUUAAAAAUAUAUUUCGCGGUAAAUCGUUCUACAGAAAAAUGAAUAAAGAGAAAUUCCAUCGUAACCUUAUCUUCGUCAUCGUUUUCCAACUCGUUGUGGCGUCUUCAUGGAGAACUGAGUCCGAUUUUCUUUUUGCUGGCUGAGCUUCACCUGCAAGAAAGAAGGGGUAUGAUGUCAUGGGAUCAUUAUACGUUUCUAGAAAAUUGCCCACCUACCCCUCCCCUAAGACAACAUUUUGCUCUAAGUGAGAAGUAAGUGUUAAUGUUGGCUUAGGGGAGGGGUAGGUGAGCAGUUUCCCAGAAACGAAAAAUGAUCCAAGAAGAUGAUGACGUAAAAAUGAUGGAAAUUGUGAUGAUGAUGAAGAUGAUGAUGAUGAUGAUGAUGAUGAUGAUGAUGAUGAUAGUGGUGAUAAUUACAAUCAACAUCAUCCUCUUGGCUUUCUCAUCUGGGUCCAGUUAUCCUGGUUAUCAUCAUCAUCAUUCCGACUAUAAUGAAGAGAUUACAGAGACGAAGAUUCAAAUUGCCACCUUUAAUUGUGAACUUGCUUAAUAGCCUGUCAUUAGUGACGCAAGAAUUAGAAACUUGCGUCAAGUGAAGGUGCAAGCGCGAUAAAGGACGAAUUUGAAUCCUUGUGCGCAGGCCCUUAAACUUAUGCUGUCAUCGCUGUUGAAAACCAAACUUACUUAGGUGCCAGCCUUUUUGCCCGUUGUUUUCUUUGUGUUGAAGGGUGAUGGAUUUGUAAUUCUCAAACCAUAUAAGUGUUAGGGGAGCUAGGGUGGGGUAGGGGUGAUAGCACUGGCGUUCUAUCAUUAAGGCGUGGAGUCGAAUUCCGAAAGCGUCGCCGUACGUGGGUUGAGUUUGUUAUUGGUUCUCGCGCCUGUUCCAAGAGAUUUUUCUGCGGGUAAGCUGGGGUGCUUAACAUUUACAUGGAGAGAGAAACCGGGAAUUUGGGUUGGAAAACCAAGUGGUUGGCGCCAUUGCAUUCGGAACCCUUCUGCAAAUGUUUGCUGUCGUUUGAGGCGAUGGAAUUUCUAUUAUUCUCUUUUUAGUCUCUCCAGCUGAUUUGGAUAUACUUUUUAACGGGUCCUUCUCCCACAAGGUCAAAUUUCAUUGUUUUAAAAACAAUUUAAAUGUUAAUGCGGGAGAUUUUCAACCGGGUGGUUUGUACAAAAGGCAAGCACUCCUGUUUUUCUCCUCUCCCCAAAAACCAACUUCUAGGAAAUAAUAGGCAAAAACUCAUAAGAAGCCUUACUAAGUCAAGGACGACUCAUUCUCGUCCAGAGCCCGUCGUUUCUUGGUCACGUGGUAGGAAAACGAGGGUCGGUUACAAAUUAAGCCUAGUGACUCUGGGGACGAGAAUGAGGACGACUACGAGAACGAGAUUUUCUCAAUACUAAGUAGUGCGCGCGCGUGAACCUGCGUAAUUUUGGUGGGAAAACGUGAUAGUCGUUGUCAGUCUACUUUUAGAAGUUUUAUCAUUUUGCAAUGUCCUACAUCUUAAUCGUAUUUAUGUUAUGUAAUAGUUUGUUUAUUUGUUUUUCUAGCCGAUGGACAGUUGGAGUUUGGAAGCUUAGUCAGCACUUCUAACACGUACGAAGGAAGUGACCCCGUAACAAUAGAAAUUGAUACUGCAGUUGUGUGGACAAUGGGAGUGAAAUAAGAUACAAGUUCUACUGCUUUUUCUUAUGUCGAAAUUUUGUAACAUAAUACAAUGCAUUGUGAGGUAAUUUUUGUACACAUAGAAUAUUAUCGCAUCUGCCAAAAUCAGAACGCGGUAUAAAAAUGGUACUUUGAUAUUUGAAGCAAAUACAACAUAAUUUCCAAAAUCAGGAUACAGCAUAAAAAUGGUAUUUUGAUAUUUGAAGCAAUUACAAUACAAUUUCCAAAAUCAGGAUACAGCAUGAAAAUGGUGUUUUGAUAUUUGAAGCAAUAACAAUA